This is a messenger RNA of Dreissena polymorpha, 2528 nucleotides long. RefSeq names its product probable dolichyl pyrophosphate Glc1Man9GlcNAc2 alpha-1,3-glucosyltransferase. The record is from RefSeq and is a predicted model, not a curated record. The transcript has 13 exons. Gene Ontology annotation, biological process: protein N-linked glycosylation. Gene Ontology annotation, cellular component: endoplasmic reticulum membrane. Bases 63 to 1631 code for a protein of 522 amino acids. Lineage: Eukaryota; Metazoa; Mollusca; Bivalvia; Myida; Dreissenidae. Gene Ontology annotation, molecular function: dolichyl pyrophosphate Glc1Man9GlcNAc2 alpha-1,3-glucosyltransferase activity.
CGACAUGACACGAUUAUUUAGUAUACUGUAACCUACACUGGCUUUGCAAGCGCCUGUUUACCAUGAUGGCAGUUAUUGCAGUUGGCAUUGCUUUGUCGUGUUUUAAGCUUCUUUUAAUAAAUUCUUACAAAUCUACAGAUUUUGAUGUGCAUAGGAACUGGUUGGCCAUUACUCAUUCACUUCCUGUCCGAAAGUGGUAUUAUGAAGAAACAUCACAAUGGACACUAGACUAUCCUCCAUUCUUUGCAUGGUUUGAAUGUGCUCUGUCACAGUUAGCAGCAUUCUUUGAUCCUGCAAUGCUGAAGGUUGAAAACGUGGACUACCGCAGUUCUGCUACAAUCCUGUUUCAGCAACUGACAGUGAUUGUGUCAGAUGUGAUGCUAAUAUAUGCAGUUUAUGAGUUGUAUGCAUUCUACCAGAAAACACAGCCCAAGGUCACGGAGCAUGAAGAUUUCUUUCGCAAUCCUGUACUUGUGCAAUGUACAUUACUUCUAACGAAUUUUGGCUUGUUGAUCAUUGACCAUAUACACUUCCAGUACAAUGGAUUUCUCUACGGUACUUUACUGUUGUCGAUUGUGAGGAUAUAUCAGGGCAGGCACAUGUCUGCAGCAUUCUGGUUUGCAGCUCUCCUGAACUUCAAGCAUUUAUAUCUGUAUGUGGCCCCAGCAUACUUUGUUUACCUCUUGAGAUGUUAUGUAUUCCAAAGCAAAGAUGACGGUUCUUUGAAUUGGAGGUCGUUUUCCAUUCUCCGACUUAUUGGUCUGGGCUCAAUUGUUUUGUUUGUUUUCGGAAUAUCACUUGGACCAUUUGUGAUACUGAACCAGCUUGAACAGUUGAAGACAAGAUUAUUCCCCUUCAAACGUGGGCUCUGCCAUGCAUAUUGGGCACCUAACUUCUGGGCUUUAUACAAUGUGGCUGACAAAGCUGCCACUGUUGUUGGAACCAAACUAGGCCUGGUAUCCAUCGGUAAUCAUACAGCAUCUAUGACUGGUGGACUGGUCCAAGAAUUUAAGCAUGCUGUGCUUCCUUCUGUCACACCACUUGUUACUCUGGUGUUGACUGCCUUCUCCAUAUUGCCAUGCCUGUACCUGCUGUGGUCCGGUCCCAAGGGACCACAGAGUUUUGUCAGAGCCCUGGUCCUCUGUGGAUUCGGAUCCUUCAUGUUUGGAUGGCAUGUCCAUGAGAAAGCCAUACUAAUGAUGAUCAUUCCACUAUGUUUACUGGUGCAGGAAAGAAAGCGGGAUGCCAGUGUGUUGCUGUUGAUGUCCACUAUUGGACAUUAUUCAUUGUUUCCUUUGCUGUUUACACAGUUUGAAACUCCCAUAAAAGUAUGCCUGAUGCUAUUAACAACAGUUUAUGCCUUUUCAAGUAUUGCGAAUGUUUAUAAAGACAAAGGGACAUCAUCCUCUUUGCCCCUGCUCUCUACUGUGGAGUCAGUUUAUCUCCUGGGUAUUCUCCCUUUGGAGUUAUAUAACAGUGUUGGGCACACACUUUUGGGCCUCACAGAUAAGUUACCUUUCCUGCCGCUGAUGAUGACUUCAGUGUAUUGUGCAAUAGGUGUUACAUACGCAUGGCUUAAAUUCUACUGGAUCUCGUAUAAAGAUGUUCCCAAGUUGGAGAAACAUGACUAAUACAGUCUGUGUGGAACCCUUAUGUAUACCAUUUGGUGUGGGCUAUUGUGGUAGUGCUGGAUGAAAUGAAUAUGUAACCUUUUGAUAUGGAACUGGUGAAUCAAUAUAGACACUUUUGCUGCCAUAUGAGGCUGUGGUAACUCGUGUUGAAACUGUGUUAAUUUGCUGAAAAAUGUGUGAAAUUUUUACUUUAUAUCAAGCUGUUGUUGUAAAGAUAAAUACUCUGUUGCAAUUAAGGGCCGUGACGAGUAUGCACUUGCAUAUAUGUUGAAUGUGUUCACUUUUUCAUAUAACUAAUGAAGACAAUUAUGAAGCCAGCUAUUUUUGCACAACAUGCAAUCAACCAUUCCAUUCAUGAACUAAGCAUGUUAUUAAACGGGAACAUUGUUUAUUCAAUAUAGAUUUUGACGCUUUUUGUGAUGCCAUAUUUAACAUUUUGAACUGAUACGGAAAUACAAGUACUUACAUGAAUAAAAAAAAUAAUUAAAAAUCUUACUUUCAUUCUAAAAGUUGGAACUAUUUCUAUUUGAACUGUACCAUCAUACCAUCGUGAUCACAAUAUAAAAAGAAGGUCCCUGUGUUUUGAUAAUUGAAAAUUAGAAAAUUGCUAGUGUUUAUAUGUUAAGCAAAGAGUGUUAUUAUUUGUAUUCAAUAACAACUCUAUAACGUUAGAAUGCAAUUAUUGUUUUGUGUUAUAUACACUGGUCGUGGAAUAUGGUGUAUACACUGGUUGUGGAAUAUGGUGUAUACACUGGUCGUGGAAUAUGGUGUAUACAAAUGAAAGGACAUAAUAAGUAUUGACAGAAUACUUAAAUUUUACAGAGUAAUUAUUGUACGGCACAUAGUGAAAGACUACAUUAUAUUGCGCAUUCAAAUAUUAAUAAACCUAGUGUUUGA